Metschnikowia bicuspidata var. bicuspidata NRRL YB-4993 is the source of this 2649-nucleotide messenger RNA. RefSeq names its product tRNA ligase (gene LIG1). Gene Ontology annotation, molecular function: RNA ligase (ATP) activity; ATP binding. The transcript has a single exon. The record is from RefSeq and is a predicted model, not a curated record. Gene Ontology annotation, biological process: tRNA splicing, via endonucleolytic cleavage and ligation. Bases 139 to 2253 code for a protein of 704 amino acids. NCBI's taxonomy places the organism in Eukaryota, Fungi, Ascomycota, Pichiomycetes, Serinales, Metschnikowiaceae. Gene Ontology annotation, cellular component: nuclear inner membrane.
AACGAGGCUGAUAUUGUGAGCGACCGCAGACUCAGAGAAGAGUGCAGCGGGCCGUUUGUGGCGUCUACGAAGGAGAACGGGUGCAUCAUUUUCUUUGCUGGGUUGGAGGACUCCACGCUUGUCGUGUGCUCCAAAAACAUGACGGGAGAUCUCGACACGGAAACGUACAAAUCCCAGGGCAAGCAUUACAAAAAGGGAAUCGAGGCUAUCCACAAGCAAUUGGCUGCCAUUGGCAAGACGCCGGAGGAGCUCGCCCGAGUGUUAUACGAGCAGAAGGUCACUGCGGUGGCCGAAUUAUGCGACGACGAAUUCGAAGAGCACAUUUUAGAAUACCCGCACAAGAUUGCAGGGCUCUACCUCCACGGACUCAACCACAACGAGAUCAACUUCUCCACUGCGGCCAUGGACCGUGUGUCCGAGUUUGGCAAGACGUGGGGUUUCAGAGAGGUGGAGUACACGUCCUAUGCCACGUACGAUGAGCUCAUGGACUUUAUCAAGAGCGUGGAUCAAGUGGGCACUUAUAACGGCCGUGAGUUGGAGGGCUUUGUAGUCAGAUGCAAACGGAAGAUGGCAGACCUGUCUACGUGGGACGACUACUUCUUCAAGUACAAGUAUGAUCAACCCUACGCAUUGUACCGGCAAUUGCGUGAGGCAACUCUCAAAUUCUACCCGAAAGACUACACCAGGCCGCUCGCCGACAUCAGGUCCAUGUACCCGAAAUUCCGGAAGAUCACUUUUGCAUACUUGCAGUUUGCGGGCGAGUAUUUCCAGAAGUAUCCCGAACGAAGAGAGGAGUUCGAAGCCAAUAUCGGGGUCAUCAAGCUCCGCAAGUUGUUUGUGGAAGACCUUUUGGCAGACCAACCCACAGGGAUCAAACCACACCAAAUGGAGGCCAACGAGAAGAUCGCGGCCAAAUUUGACCGCUUGAUCUCCACCACAGAAACCGUUUACUGCGUGGUGACCAUGGCCGCGCCCGGGUGUGGAAAGACAACGACUUGUAUGACCUUGGCCAACAUGUGCGCCGACUGGGAGCACGUGCAAAACGACGAUUUCACCUCGGGCCAGAACGUGACCGACAAGGUCUUGGAGCUCUUGGGCUCGAAGAAAUUGGUGUUUUUCGACCGGAUGAACUACCGAGAAAACUACCGCAAGGAGUUCUUCACCAAGAUCUUCCUGAAGCAGGACGGGUACAUCAUGCCUAACGUGGGGAUCAAGUUUAUCGGCGUGAACUUCUUGAACUACGAGUCGCCGCAAAGCAAGUACAAGCUUCUUGAAGAACGCGUCUUUGCGAGAGGCGACAACCAUCAGUCCAUAGCAGCAAAAUCCUCCCCUACCGCUGCUCGUUCGGUGUUGCUAGACACGCUCAAGAAAUAUCAGCCGCCUAAAUUAAAGGAAGACGAGGAAGACUUGGCUUUGCUUCCCCGCGUCGUGGAGGGCCUGCGUCUAGACAGAUCAGACAGCGAGCUUUCCCUUUUGAUCAAUUUGGAUGUCGAGGGAGAAGACUCGUCGUUGAAGAAUGCCCGGAUCAUCUACGACGAACUCACACGGGCUUACCCUGAUCUCAGAGUCAAAGACUUCUCCGAGGACGAGUGGCAGAGUGCUUUCGCAGCAGCCAAGAGUUACCAGCCCAAAACAAGAAAACGUGUGAGUGCGCCCUCGAGAACCGCAAUCUACUAUGGAAUAGAUGUUGAUCACGACAGCGUCGUGGCGCACUUGGACAGGGUGCUUGCCGACAAUGCCACUUGGCUAGCAAUAAAGCAGAACGGGCGAGUCCAGCCCGAGUUCCAUGUCACGCUUGCCCAUAUGCAAGCCGUCCGCAACAACAAGGCCAAGUACCAGAGCACGUGGCAAGACUUGGGCAGACUCUUCUCGAAAAACGUGUACCGCAAAAGCGCCGCUCCAGGCACCCGGGUGCCGGUGCCCAUCUACACAGAUAUGCGCCUCGAGAAAAUCGUGGUGUUCGAGAAGACGUUGGUUGCGUUGAAAGUGGCUGUUCCCAGUCUCUACAGGAUGAAGGAAGACGGGGCAAAAGUGGGCCACGAGGCAGCGCCCAUCACCAACUCGUACCUCCAUAUCACCGUCGGCACCGUGGACCAGUCGAUUGCGCCCAAAAUGUCCAAUGUGCACCUUGCUGCUUUGUACGAAAAAGGAGAAGUGUGUGACGGGCACCACCAGCUCCUCAACAAUGCAGCGGACGUCUUCAGCUGGGACCACGACAUGGAAAAGCAACAGGGCUUCAUCUACUUCGACUGAUCGCCAUGGCAGCGGUCCUGCAGGUACGGGGCGCAUCGGGCACCGGCCGGUAGAGCGAUGGAAGAACAUGGCGGGGUGCCCUCGGGCCAUCGAAAACAGGCGCACAUGACCAAGAUUCUCUUUGUGCCCAUCUCCAUCGUGGGGUGUGGCAAGUCCACUGUUUUCCGGACGUUGCGGCUGUUGUACCCGGGGCUCGUGCACAUUGAAAACGACAGGUCCGAGUCCAAAGCGGCCUUCUACGGCGAGAUCGCCUCUGCCUUGAGCGACCCUUCCGUGGAUGCUGUCUUGCUAGACCGAAACAACCAUUUGCACAUGCACCGCAAGGACAUUGUGGAGAACUUCAAGGGGGAAAACGUCACACUCGUGGCUCUCCUCUUCGUACCCAAAGGCACCCUG